Molecule: messenger RNA, 1843 nt
Organism: Cryptomeria japonica (Japanese cedar)
Lineage: Eukaryota; Viridiplantae; Streptophyta; Pinopsida; Cupressales; Cupressaceae
Product: indole-3-acetaldehyde oxidase
Exons: 6
Coding region: 49-1647 (532 amino acids)
Molecular function (GO): iron ion binding; oxidoreductase activity
Source: RefSeq, a predicted model, not a curated record
GCAGUUUCAUGUGCAUUGGCUGCAUACAAAUUGAAGCGUCCUGUUCGUAUGUACCUUGAUCGUAAAACAGACAUGAUUAUGAGCGGUGGACGGCAUCCUAUCAAGGCAAACUAUACAGUUGGGUUAAAAAAUGAUGGAAAAAUUACAGCUUUGCAUGUGGAUUUAUUCAUUGACGCAGGAUUUACGGUUGAUUUUAGCCCUAUUUUUCCCUAUACUAUAAAUAAAACAAUGAUGAAAUACAACUGGGGAGCUUAUUCAGUUGACUAUAAAGUAUGUAAAACAAAUCUACCAAGCAAGUCUGCAAUGAGGGGCCCUGGAGAUACACAGGGAUCUUUCUUUGCUGAAACCAUUAUUGAGCAUGUUGCCUCAAUUCUAGGUUUGGAUUCAAUUGUUGUAAGAGAGAAGAACAUUCACACACUUGAAAGUGCCAAGCUCUUCUAUGGAUCUUCUGUGGAGAGUCCUGUUAGUUAUACAUUGCCUUCAAUAUGGGAGAAACUAAAGCAAUCUGCAUCUUUUUAUGAGAGGACGAAGAAUAUUAGAGAGUUUAAUGCUACUAACCGAUGGUUUAAAAGAGGCUUAUCCUUGGUACCAUGCUUUUAUGCAGUAAGACUUUCUUCUAGACCAGCAAGAGUAACCAUAUUUGAAGAUGGUUCUAUUGCUGUAGAGGUGGGAGGAGUUGAGUUAGGUCAGGGAAUUUGGACUAAGGUAAAGCAGAUGACAGCAUAUGCUCUUGGUCAGUUAUGGCCAGGUUUAAGUGCAGAUAUUAUGGCAAAAGUUAGACUGUUUCAGUCAGACAGUAUCAGCUUAGCACAUGGAGGACUUACAUCUGGAAGCACCACAUCUGAGGAAAGCUGUGAAGCAGUUCGACAUGCUUGUGACAUAUUAGUUGAGAGACUUCAGCCAGUUCAGAUUCUUUUAAAGAAGAGCAAUCCAAAUGGUUUCUCUUGGAUGGAUUUAAUUUUUCAGAUAUCAGAAGGAAAACAUCAACGGACCAGGGUGGAGCAGCAAGACAAAGGCGACAUCGAGCGUACCUCAACUGUUCCAGUCAUUCAGGCUAAAAGCCAAUCAGUGGAUCUUUCUGCACAAACUUAUUGGGUUCCUGAUUCAAGUGCAUCACAAUAUCUCAAUUAUGGCGCUGGAGCAAGUGAGGUUGAGAUUGAUCUCCUUUCAGGAGCAACUACAAUCCUUCGGACAGAUAUCAUUUAUGACUGUGGAAGAAGCUUGAAUCCUGCUGUGGACCUUGGACAGAUUGAAGGUGCUUUUGUGCAAGGAGUUGGGUUCUUCAUGACAGAGGAACAUCAUGUUGACAACAAUGGAAAGCUUGUAUCUGAUGGAACAUGGACAUACAAAGUUCCUACAAUUGACACCAUACCUCGAAAGUUCAAUGUUGAGAUACUUAAUAGCCCUUUUCACCAAAAACGUAUUCUCUCUUCAAAAGCUUCUGGUGAACCACCUUUGCUUCUAGCAGCAUCUGUUCAUUGUGCAAUAAGAGAAGCUAUAAGAGCAGCACGCAAGGAGCUCCCAACUGAUAACAACAAACACUUCCGAAUGGACACCCCUGCAUCCAUGGAUGUCAUAAAAUCUCUGUGUGCCCUCAACAACGUAGAACUUUAUUUAAAGAGCUUGUGCAUUUCUACUAAACAAUAGCAUGAUAAUUCCGAAAUCAUAUUUUACAAUUACAAUCUAUUCGGACAUACUUAUUAAUGUUGAGAUGUAUUCUACAAUGGCACCAAAGGGUGGAGUGUAAUGGUGUGAAUGUGUUAACAAAAACUCUUAACUUUUACCUUAAUUUUGAGAUCCUUUUACAUGUCAAACUAUUGAUAUUUAAUAAUCAAAUAAAUUU